CAAACUCCAGAAAUCUCACUGUCACUCUUCUCUCCCAACUCUCUUGAACCAAUGUCUUCUAUUCCAUUCUCGAACCAAAGGGUUUAGUGCAAUAUUUCAAUCGAUCUCUCAAGUUCUGUCAAACAAGCAUAAAGUGAAUUCUCAAACUCAGAGAAUCCCCAAUGGAGCGCUUCUCAAAGAUAAAAAGAUGGAAGUAGCACUUCUGUCUGCGAAGGCCCAAAUUGUGAAAAGUUCCGACAACUCCUACCGAAUUGAAAUUUUGGAUUCUCUAGUUCAGGGCCUCUGUGUGACAGAACCUGAAAUUGCGUGUUCUGUUCUGCGGUAUUGUUUGAGAAUUGACGGUAUUAUGCCUUCUUCUAGUACUAUUUACCUGUUGCUCUAUCGUCUUUGCUCUCUUGGAAUGAUCGAUGGGGCUAUUCAGGCGUUAGAGCUGAUGAGUGAUAAGAGAAUGAAGUACCCUUUUGAUAAUUUUGUGUGUAGUUUUGUAAUUUGUGCUUUUAUAUGCUUUGGCAAGCCUGAACUUGCUGUAAGAUUCUAUGAUAAUGCUGUAAACUCGGGUUCUUUGAAGCCUAAUGUUUACACUUGUACUUCUGUAAUGAGUGCAUACUGUAGAUUGGGUAGAAUUAGUGACGUCUGGAGUUUGGUCGAAGUGAUGGGGAUAGAUGGCUUAGCCCCUGAUGUUGUGUUUUACAGUAACUGGAUGUAUGGGUACUUUAGGGAAGGAAGGGUUCAGGAUGCUCUAGAGAGAUACACAAAAAUGGUUGAGGGAAACAUUACAUUGGACACAGUCAGUUAUACAAUACUUAUAGAUGGGUUUUCAAAGGAAGGGUUGGUGGAGAAAGCAGUAGGGUUCUUGUACAAGAUGAGAAAGGAUGGUUUAAAUCCCAAUUUGGUCACUUAUACUGCAGUUUUGCAAGGAUUUUGCAUGAAGGGAAAAUUGGAUGAGGCAUUUUCAGUGCUCAAGUUGGUUGAAAAUCAAGGGUUUCAAAUGGAUGAGUUUCCCUAUGUUAUUCUUAUUGAUAGGGUGUGUAGGGAAGGUGAUUUUCACGGUGCUUUUGAGCUGCUAGGUGAAAUGGAAAAGAAGGGUGUAAAGCCCGGUGUUGUUACAUAUAAUGCCAUUAUCAAUGGAUUGUGCAAAGCAGGAAGGACAAGUGAUGCUGAUGAUCUGUCUAAGGGCAUAGUAGGUGAUGUUAUUACAUACAGUACAUUGUUACAUGGGUACAUCCGAGAGGGGAAUCUCAUGGGGAUAUUAGAGACCAGAAGGAGACUGCAGGCAGCUGAUGUAUGCCUAGAUGUUGUCAUGUGCAAUGUGUUGAUUAAAGGAUUGUUUAUGAUGGGUUUACUUGAGGAUGCCCGUUCUGUGUAUGAAGGAAUGCAAGAUUCAGGUUUGGAGGCAGAUGUUGGUACUUACUCCACCAUGAUUUAUGGAUAUUGCAAGGCUGACCGGAUAGAUCUUGCACUUGAGAUAUUUGAUGAAUCUCGGACGAAAUGUACUUCUUCAGCAGUAUGCCACAACUGCAUUAUACAUUGGCUAUUGAAAAAGGGUUUGGUAGAAAUGGCAGUUGAGGUUUUCAUAGAAAUGAUAGAAAGAAAUUUUGACCUAAACACCACAUCUUACAUGAUGGUCAUUAAGACGAUAUUUCAAGACAAAGGUGCCGAAGGAGUUUUAGAAUUAGUUCAAAGAUUGGGAAAAGUUGCUCAUGAUAUAUCUGGUCCAAUAUCUAAUGAUGCAUUAAUUUUUCUAUGCAAGAGGGGUGCAUCGCAGGCUGCAUGCAAUGGGUUAGUAGAAUUAGAGAGAAGAGGAUCAACUGUGAGAAGCAAGUCUUACUAUCUAAUUCUGAAAGCACUUCUUCAUGAUGGAAAAUUUUUCUUAAGUCACCAAAUUUUGACAAGUUUCAUAAAAAGUUUUAAAGGCCCUGACAAAAUAUGGCAAGGUGAGUUACAGAAAGCUGUGGAGCUUCUCCGUGACGUGGAAACAAAUGGUUUCAAACCAGAUGAAUUUACAGUCAGUGCAGUUAUUAAUGGAUACAGCCAGAAAGGUUAUAUGUACUUGAUUAGAGGGCUAUGUGCUAAGGGAAGGAUGGAAGAAUCUAGAAGCAUUUUAAGAGAAAUGCUUCAAAGUGAACAUGUGAGCAAUAUACUUGACAGAGUGGAUGCUGGAACUGAAGCUGAGUCUGUACAAAGUAUUAUUUCUUUGUUGUGUGAACAAGGAAGCAUCCGCGAGGCUGUGAAUAUUCUUGACAAAAUUGGAUGCAUGCAUUUUCAUUUUGAGAGGGAAUGUACUGCAUUUAAUAUAUCAGAAAGGCUAAAUGAGCCUUAUGCUAGGAAAGCUUUGGAGACCAUUGAAUUCAAGAAUAAUGUUUUGGAAAGAAAAUCGUGCAGCGAAGGGGAAUUAGAAACAGAUUUUGAAAAUGAUUCGCGCUCAGAUCGGAGUACUAUCUUCCAUCCGGAGAACUUCGAUGCUUUCUAUUCUUUGAUUGCGUUGCAUUGUUCUAAGGGGGAGUUCAGUAAAGCAAAUGUACUUGCAAAAAGCAUCAUGAGUUCCUCGUAGGAAAUUUAUACUUACAGCAAAAUGUAUUGUCUACCUUUGCUAGGCCACAAGUAUUGGCACUUCGUCUGUUGCACAAACGUGGCAGGCUAUCAUGACUCGUGAGCACACUUUUGUUAAUUUCUGGAUUUUCCUUCAAACCAAAUCAACCGCUACAAGUUCAGAGCAUUCAACGUAGGAAACAGCAGACAGAAUGUUCCUAGAGCAAUCUAGAGAGACUUGUGGUCUAUGGAGAGUUACAAAUUUGCACAAAGCAAGACACAUACAUCCAUAAAGGAAGACAAAGAUAAAAGCAGCAGCAGACCCACAAAAACAAAGCAACAAACAAGAGGCUAGCUAAGCACACCAGAAACAAACCAUUCUUAAAAUAAAAGAGCAAAGAACAAUAUAAAGCUAAAUCUUUG
Molecule: messenger RNA, 2952 nt
Organism: Cuscuta campestris
Lineage: Eukaryota; Viridiplantae; Streptophyta; Magnoliopsida; Solanales; Convolvulaceae
Source: the annotation of a GenBank genome assembly